Molecule: messenger RNA, 3828 nt
Organism: Eremothecium sinecaudum
Lineage: Eukaryota; Fungi; Ascomycota; Saccharomycetes; Saccharomycetales; Saccharomycetaceae
Gene: ROM2
Product: Rho family guanine nucleotide exchange factor ROM2
Exons: 1
Coding region: 1-3828 (1275 amino acids)
Biological process (GO): intracellular signal transduction
Molecular function (GO): guanyl-nucleotide exchange factor activity
Source: RefSeq, a predicted model, not a curated record
AUGAACGACCCAAAUAUUUCGAAUUUCGAUUAUACAAGGCGAAAGCUUUUUGCUGAGAUAUUUGGAGUGGAAAGACCCUUACAAUCAGCACAGUUAGCGGCGGGAGGUCUUUAUUCGGGGAGCGCUAUGAGUGUAGAAGAGCUUGCAUGCGAUAAUUUGAUUUCGGAGAUAGCGAAAGAUUUUAGCAAUGCUUUAAAAAUUCAGGGGCCGGGAGACAUUGAGGAUGUGAGAGGAGUAGUACUUGAGCAGUUGGAUUACAACUCGCAGACUAUGUUUCUUCCGAAGGAGGAGGCAAUUCCUUUGGACUUAUACUCUAAUACUUCUCCUGAACAUAGAGAGACGUCCAGCAUGCACAAUAUUCCGCAAUAUCAUCAGGAAGCUUUGGAGCCUUUACGCGGUAUGGUUGAGGAACAGGAUCCUCGUAGAUCGCAAAGCGAUAUUCUGUUCAACAAGCGACAAGGCCAGUACCCGAACCAAAAGAACGAAUACCGUUUUGGUUCGUCAGCUGAAGAUCCUGGAACUGCGGUACCUACAUCAUCUAGUUUGAGUAAGAAACCCUCGAAACAAGGAUUUGGUAUUUUCUCUAACAAUAAGGUAAAUGGAAAGGAAUCUACUAAUAGCAAUUCUAAUAAUUACGAUUACGGGAGGCAGAGUCCUGUUAGUGGCUCCUCACGUACCGCUUCCUUUUCAUCUGCUACUUUAAGAAAUUUCACCUCUACUUUUCAGCAUAAAAGGAAAAAUAUGGCGGGAAAAAUUCUUUCUCAAAAACAUAACGGAUCACAAGGAAUGCUAGAUGUUGCUCCUGCAUCACAGGCUCAAUUUAAUAAUGGUAUGAGGGGUCACAGUCUACGUACUAGGCAUUCUUCUGCGUCGCUGAAUGCAAGUAUUCCAGGCAGAUAUGCACAAUCUACCCCUGUUCUUCCACAGAACAGUCCUGGUCAGCCGCAGCAUAAUCGUUCAAGCUCGACACAUUAUCAUAAGCAAGGCAUUCCCUCGGGUUCAAUGAAGCUGCCUCAUGUUUAUCCAGCUAUGCUUUCUCGUGUGGCUACCCAAUUCAAAAAAACGAUCCAAUUGGGUGAACAUAAAAAGGAUGGUAUUCUAUAUAGGGAUGCUUUUACGGGUCAAGCUGCUGUUGAUGUGAUUUGUUCUAUUAUAAGAACUUCUGAUAGAAAUUUGGCGCUACUUCUAGGACGAGCUUUGGAUGCCCAGAAAUUGUUCCACGAUGUCGUUUAUGAGCAUCGCUUACGUGAUUCGCCAAACGAGAUGUAUGAGUUUACAGGGAAUUCAAGAGUUAUUGGUAGUACUGGAGCAUUGGGCCCAACCCCAACCUCUGCGUCGAUUUAUUCUAUAGAUUCCAACGCGCCAGAUACGAUGCUGUUAAGAUCGAACUCAGCUGUAAUCUCUCCAAACCAAACUCCCAGUCAACCAUACUCUAUGACCCCGGCAAGCAGUGAGGUGCAGUUUCAUCAUAAUGAAUCAGUUGAUCCAGCUUCCAUACAUGGCGUUAAUGGUGUGUUUGUGUUAUUAGCAGAAUGUUACUCUGCCACAUGUACACGGGAUAAAUUAUGUUAUUCGAUUUCAUGUCCGAGAAGGUUGGAACAGCAAGCGCGCUUGAACUUGAAGCCCAACGGUGGGCUUCAGCGCAAUAUUUCAUUGGCGAUAAAUGAUGAUGAGGAAGAGAAACCCUCUUGGACAAGUUCAGUGGAUGAAGCCGUUUGGUCAAAACUGUCAAAGACAGAGAUCAAAAGACAGGAAGCAAUUUACGAGGUUUACAUUACAGAAAAAAACUUUGUUAAAUCUUUGGAAAUUAUUCGCGAUACCUUUAUGAAGAAAUUGGCAGAAACUAAUAUUAUCUCAGCAGACAUCCGUAAGAAUUUCAUUAAACAUGUUUUCGCGCAUGUAAAUGACAUAUACUCUGUUAACAGGAGAUUUCUUAAUGCAUUGAAUGAAAGGCAAAAAGCUUCUCCCAUUGUUGAGGGCAUUGGUGAUGUUUUUUUGCAGUUUAUUCCAUUUUUUGAGCCGUUUAUUUUAUAUGUUGCAUCCAGACCAUAUGCCAAGUAUUUGAUCGAAACCCAACGAUCUGUGAAUCCCUAUUUUGCCAGAUUUGACGAAGAUUUGAUGAACUCUAAAUUAAGACAUGGUAUCGAUUCUUUUUUAUCCCAGGGUGUGUCAAGACCUGGUAGAUAUGUGUUGUUGGUGAGAGAGAUCAUUAAAUCCUCUGAUAGUGAAAAGAACAAACGUGAUUUACAAAAUCUGACUAGAGCAAUGGAUGCUUUGAAGGACUUUAUGAAACGCAUUGAUAAUGCCAGUGGUGCUGCGCAAGAUAGGCAUGAUGUUAAAUUACUAAAACAGAAGCUUUUGUUUAAAAAUGAGUAUGUCAACUUAGGCCUUGGCGAUGAAAGACGGAAAAUUUUACAUGAGGGCCUAUUAUCGCGUAAAGAACUAACUAAGUCAGAUAAUACAGUCGCUGGCGACAUCCAAUUCUACUUACUGGACAAUAUGUUGCUUUUCUUGAAAGCAAAGCCAGUGAAUAAAUGGAAUCAACAUAAGGUCUUCCAAAGGCCCAUUCCGCUGCCAUUGCUUUUUGUAUAUCCUGGUGAAGAUAUGCCCCCUCUAAAGAGAUAUGUCGGUAGCAAGCCGGAUGCAUUCGGCCAAGUGAUUGCGCCUGAAAAUAGCACAGCGGAAGCUAAUCCAAAAAAUGCUCUCACAUUCUUAUAUUAUGGGGCAAAACAACGUUACCAAGUUACUUUGUAUGCUGCCCAAUAUGCUGCCAUCCAGACACUUUUAGAGAAAAUAAGACAAGCACAGACCAAGCUCAUUACCGGCACCGACAUCUUUAAUAUUACCAAGGUCAGUGAUGGAUUUUUCGACUACUCUAAAAAGAUUAAUAACGUGGCAGCAUGGGAUGGUGGUAGAAAAAUGCUAAUCGCUACCAAUCAAGGUUUGUUUUUGAGCAAUAUCAGAAGGGACCAGGCGUCGAACCCUAACAAGCUCGGCACCAACUUUAGUCUCCCAGUUAAAAUUGUGCAGAGAAACAACAUAACCCAGGUUGCUGUCAUGGAAGAAUUCCAGACUGUAUUACUCUUGGUAGACAAAAAGCUUUACAGUUGUCACAUAGAUUUGCUCUACCAAGACGAAAAUGGGACCCAGUACUUCAAAAAACACGCCAAGGAAAUCGUUAACCAUGUGAGCUUCUUUUCUGAAGGCUACUGUAACGGGAAGCGUGUGGUCGUCACCGCACACGCCUCUUCUCACUCAAUAAAGUGGUUUGAACACGAGCACCCAAUGCUUUUUGAAGGCAGUAAGCGCAGCAUGAAACGUAAGAUCAACGACGUACAGCUCGAUUCUGAACCGGUAUCGAUCUCCUUCCUGCGUCUAAACCUCUGUAUCGGCUGUAAGAAGGGUUUCCAGAUUGUCUCAAUCACUCAAAACGCUCACGAACCAUUCUUAGAUCCCGCGGAUACCUCGUUGGAGUUUGCCCUCAAGGACACGCUGAAGCCCAUCGCCAUAUAUCGUGUCAGUAACAUGUUUUUCCUCUGCUACUCUGAAUUCGCCUUCUUCGUUAACAACCAGGGCUGGCGCAAACGCGAAUCUCACACAAUCUACUGGGAAGGUGAACCCGAGAAAUUCGCAAUCUGGUACCCAUAUAUCCUAGCAUUUGACCCGAACUUCAUUGAAAUAAGAAAGAUAGAUACAGGAGAACUUGUCAGAUGCUUGCUAGGUGACAAGAUACGCAUGUUACACUCCAGCUCACAGGAAACCAUAUACGUUUAUGAAGACGAACGCGGAUACGAUACAAUUGCAUCGCUGGACUUCUGGGGCAAGUAA